UUGGGCCUGCCCCCGCCCUCACCUGUGCGGCCCGCAGGUGAGCCGCCAUGUUGCGGCGCUGAGCGGAGCCGGCAUGCGGUGCGGCGAGGCGGUGGCGGCCGGCGGCGGCGGCUUCCUCCUCCUUUCGCGCGGGGUCCUGCUUCUGCUCGGUGUCUGCAACGUUCUUUCCCUGGAAAUUAAAGUCAGUCCUAAAGUACAAGCUUUCAUUGGUGAAAAAGUAUCGCUGAAAUGCUCAUUCAAAUCCAGUUCCCCCAUCACUGAGAGCCUGACAGUAGACUGGACAUACCGGCCCCUCACAGGUGGUGAGAUGGAGACAAUUUUUCAUUAUCAGUCUGUUCCAUACCCAACAACAGUGGGAAAGUUCAAAGACAGGAUCUCCUGGGUUGGGAAUGUUGCCAAGGGUGAUGCUUCCAUUGCUAUCCAAAGUCCAGUGAUGAGUGACAAUGGGACGUUCAUCUGCAGCGUGAAGAAUCCUCCAGACGUGUACCAUAACAUUCCCCAGACGAUGCUGACAGUUACGGAGAGGGGCCUUUCCUUCCAGCUAACUUCAGCGGUGCUGCUGUCCAUUUUAGUAUUUCUCCCUUCUGUUGUUGUGGUUACUCUGCUGUUGGUAAGAAUGGGAAGGAAAUUUGGAGCAGUAAAGGAGAAGAAAAAACCUGGCUGUAAGAAAUCCUCCAUCGAAAUGUCUGAUGAGCCUGAGCAUACAGAGACAGACAACUGCUUGGGGAAGCUCAGAAACUGGUGUCUGAACUGCGUGGACACAGAUGAGGAAGAUCCAUACUGAAGAAGGACUAAAGCUAUGGAUAAAGGACAAAAUUACAGCACUGAAAAUCAUGGCUAGAUAGGUAUGAAGGCUGCUGGAUGCACAGUGCAGACUGAAGGACCUGCUCUAAUCGCGGUAGAUUGGAAGAAUAAUGCUGACGGGAUAACUAACUUUUAUUUAAGCACAAAAUGAUGAUUUUGGAAAUCUUUCUAGUUUACUGGGGCUAAAAAAAUCUCUUAACCUUACUUCGCCAGUGCCUGCAGAAACCUCAGUGCCUACAGCUGUACAGCCUGUUUCCUACGAGCAGUCUGACAACACGUGUUUCUUAGUUGACUUGCAGAUUUGUUUCCUUUAUUAUUGGUGACAUCCCUCCUUUCCUCUGCCCUUGAAUUCAAGCUGCCGGAAGCACAGGCUACUCCAGAGUGACGUCAGCUCUCUAAGGUGAUCAUAAUGGGCAUUGACAAUGGUUUUGCUCCUCAAGUUUUGUGGAAUGUCUUUUUUUUUUGCAAAGGACUUAAACCGGGUUGAUUAAGUUGGUAUAUGGCACCCUUUGUCUUGGAGCAAAGACAACCUACUGCUUUUUAACUAUUUCUCGGUGUAAUCUGCCACUUAAUUACAGGAUCAUCAUUUUGUUCCUACUGUUUUCUGAUUCUUUUUUGAAGUCACCAACUGCACCAUAGUAUCACCUUGCAUUGUUGAGGUUUACUUUUUUUAUUAUUAUUUGUCCAACAGCUCCAUUACUAGGUACACCAUCUACUUGUAGAAGUAAAGCACAAGUCAUAAAACUAAUUUUUAAAAUCAGAAAUAGAAAUGGGGACUCUGUAUCCGGGGAAACAUAACCCCAUCUACCUCAACCAUUGACUCAAACAGUGUCCAAAGGAAUGUUCCGUGUUCAGAACAACAGUCAUGUUGCUCCUGUCUUCUAGGCGCCACUUUAGGGAAACAGCUAAGCAUGCAUUAUUAGGGCCCAGUAAGAGAGAGUACUUUUUUUCUUUUAACCAACCUUGUCCAGUAAUGAAUGGCAGAGAGCUGUGGAGUUCAUGUCUGGUCAAUAUCUAAACAGCUGCUGUUUUCUGCUUCCUUUCUGUGUGCGGCAUUAGUCAAAUAGUCUCCUUUUAUGUAUGUGUUGACUUUGAUGUGCCGUUACCAAUAAAUUGCUUUGUUUCUUUCUGG
Phalacrocorax carbo (great cormorant) is the source of this 1936-nucleotide messenger RNA. The record is from RefSeq and is a predicted model, not a curated record. Lineage: Eukaryota; Metazoa; Chordata; Aves; Suliformes; Phalacrocoracidae.